Molecule: messenger RNA, 873 nt
Organism: Lachnellula hyalina
Lineage: Eukaryota; Fungi; Ascomycota; Leotiomycetes; Helotiales; Lachnaceae
Product: FAD-dependent monooxygenase
Exons: 2
Coding region: 1-873 (290 amino acids)
Molecular function (GO): NADP binding; N,N-dimethylaniline monooxygenase activity; flavin adenine dinucleotide binding
Source: RefSeq, a predicted model, not a curated record
AUGGACCUAGAACAUAUUGAUAUCGUUGUCGUCGGGGCUGGGGUAUUCGGUCUUACAGUGGUGAAGACAUACCUUGAAGUACAUCCGAACGCUUCAAUCACCAUCCUCGAGUCAAGCAACUCAUUAGGUGGAACAUGGGCGUCCGAUCGCCUCUACCCUGAGCUGAGAACCAACAGCCUCUUAGGCGCAUAUGAGAACCCUGACUUCCCAAUGACGCCAGGAGUUUUCGAUAUCAAGCCCAGGGACCAUGUACCUGGAGCUGUAAUGCACGAAUAUCUCGUCCAGUUCGCAAAGACAUUCGGCGUACUUGAGAAUAUCCAGUUCGAUACCAAGGUCGAAGAGGUUGAGCAGAAUGCUGAUGAUCGAUGGAUCAUCAGUGUGACCAGGCUCGAAAAUGGCGAGCAGAAGAGCAAGCAGAUAGUUGCAGACAAGCUCAUUCUGGCAACUGGGUUGACAGGGAAUCCAAAUAUGCCUCAAAUAUCCGGAGCAUCUAAUUUCGAUGGCCCCAUAUAUCACUCAAGGGAAUUUGCACAGAACAAAGGCCUCUUGAAGACUGCCAAGAACGUCGUAGUAUAUGGGGCUUCAAAAUCGGGUUGGGAUGCUGUAUAUGCGUAUGCCAGUGCAGGCGUGCAAGUUGAAUGGGUGAUGCGUGAAUCAGGACGCGGUCCCGGAUGGAUGACGCCAAUGUGGGUUAUGGGAGGAAAGCGACUUGAGUACUUGGCCUUUACUCGUUACUUGACUUGGUUCAAUCCUAUGAUUUGGGGAUCUAACGAUGGCUAUGGAUUCUGGAAAAGAAUUCUUCAUGGCAAUUUCGUUGGCCGCUGGAUCGUGAACAAGUUCUGGCGCUUGCUGGAAAAGAAAUAUUGGACUUGA